Kluyveromyces lactis is the source of this 654-nucleotide messenger RNA. Its product is annotated as emp24/gp25L/p24 family protein. Bases 1 to 654 code for a protein of 217 amino acids. Gene Ontology annotation, biological process: Golgi organization; intracellular protein transport; endoplasmic reticulum to Golgi vesicle-mediated transport. The record is from RefSeq and is a predicted model, not a curated record. Lineage: Eukaryota; Fungi; Ascomycota; Saccharomycetes; Saccharomycetales; Saccharomycetaceae. Gene Ontology annotation, cellular component: endoplasmic reticulum; Golgi apparatus; COPII-coated ER to Golgi transport vesicle. The transcript has a single exon.
AUGUUUAUGUUCCAGGUUUUAUUACAAUUAUUGGUGUUAUUCCAAUUACCACUGAACGCAUAUGCUUUCUAUUACUAUGGGAACACCGGUGAGCGUAGAUGUUUCCAUAAGGAAUUAACAAAGGAUACGUUGCUAAAGGGUAAGUAUCAGUUGAGUAUUUAUGAUAACUCCGAGGAAGCAUAUGUUUUGAACAAUGGUCAGGAAACAUCUGUUCAAAUUAUGGUUGAAGAAGUGUUUGAUAACAACCAUCGUGUCGUGAAUCAGAAGGGAAGUGCCAGCGGGGACUUCACAUUUACUGCUAUGCAAAGUGGUGAGCAUUUGAUCUGUUUCCAACCAACCAGCCGUGGUGGCCGUGUUAAGACUAUGAUGGACAUUGAAUUCCAAGUUGGUUCCCUUGCCGAAGUCGAUUCUAAGAAGAAGUCUACUAUUCAAACGUUACAGAAUAAGGUCCAAAUAUUGAUAGAUAAGGUUAAUGGUAUUAGAAGAGAGCAGGAUUUGGUUAGAGAACGUGAGGCGAUGUUCAGAGAUGCUUCAGAGUCUGCCAAUUCUCGCGCCAUGUGGUGGUCUAUCGUUUCGUUGAUCGUUCUUGGAGGCACCUGUGCUUGGCAAUUGUCCCACCUACGUACAUUCUUCGUUAAGCAAAAGGUUUUGUAA